Molecule: messenger RNA, 1214 nt
Organism: Cuscuta campestris
Lineage: Eukaryota; Viridiplantae; Streptophyta; Magnoliopsida; Solanales; Convolvulaceae
Source: the annotation of a GenBank genome assembly
CUUGCCCUUCCCUACGAACUUUCAUCCCCAUUCCCAAUUCUUCUCACCUUCCUCUUUCUUUUCUCAGCAAACUCCUAAAAUUCCUUCUGGUUUUAAUUAGGUGUGAGGAAUUGGAAACUCAUCCAUAUUAAAUCCCCAAACUGCCCUUCUAGGGUUUGGUUAUAUAUAAGUUGGACGAGUAAGAGAUUAUUGAAGAAAAGGAGGAAAUGAAGAAGAGGCAGGUUGUGGUGAGGAAAGAUCUAACGAGAAGGAACACCGGCGUGGUCUCCGGCGGCGGCACGAGCGUCCGUUACGUGGAGUGCCAGAGAAACCAUGCCGCCAACAUCGGCGGGUACGCGGUGGAUGGCUGCCGGGAGUUCAUGCCUUGCGGCGGAGACGGCACGGCGGACGCCCUGACUUGUGCGGCGUGUGGCUGUCACAGGAACUUCCACAGAAGAGAAGUCGACAGUGAGGUUUCUGAGUCUUCUAAUUAUUAAUCCAUUACUUCAAUUCAUACAUACACCCCAUGUCAUCCAUAUAUUGUCACCACCACACUCGUUCCCAAAAAAAAAAAAAAAAAAGAAUCCCAUGGAAAAAGGGUCGUUAGUUAUUGAUAUUUAAACCCUUAUUUGGUUGUCUUUCCGUCAGUUAAAUCAUCGUGGCUUUAAUUUGCUACUUUUGUGAUUGAAUUGUGUAUAUUAAUUUGUUCAACAAACCUUGAAGGUUUAUCAAUUAAUGCAUUAUAUAUCAAUAUACUCCGUAUUAUUCAGCUAAUAUAAGCCGGCCAUUUCUUUCCCUUGGUUGAUUUUUGCCUAGAUGAUACUCUUUCCCUCUCCCAUAAAGAAGUUCUAAUUUUGGUUUACGAUCUUUUAUUAUAGUUAUUUUUAAUUCAAUUUCUAUGAAAAUGAUCGAGUGGAAAACCUUUUUAUGUGAUUUAAAGAAGAAACAUUUUUGUGUUGACUUUUCGAAAUUAUCGUUAAUGUGAUAUGAGGAGAAGUUUGCUUCUGGAUAAGGAGUUUAGAAAUCUCUCUUUAUCAAGCUUUUUGGGCUAACUGUGAAUGAGAUAGCUUUAGUGAUUGCUUCGUUGUGUUGUUGUAUCAACGUAUCUCAUCAUCUUCUCUUCAGUCUUCCAAGGAUGCUAUUUAUAGCUGGAUUGGAUAAUCUAUCCGUUGAAUCAUAAUGGACUAUCCGUUGCAUUUGCUGGCUUCAAUUUUGAAUGAAGAUUGUGAUUUGAA